AUGGUAGAUUUGCCUUGGGACAUCAUCUCCAGCAUCCCUCAGAAUGACGAAAUUUGGAGCAUGGCGACGGCGAGGGGCAACUUCCUUCGACUCUGGCUCGGACUUGUGAUUCUUGCUUGGAUUGGUGACUGCUACACCAUCUUACUGGCCCUUUUCAUGGUGCUGAUGCUUCUUCCAGUGAUCUACGUCACGAUCCUCCUCUUCACCGACCGCCAGCUGCUGUGGCACCAAGUCACUCAGUGCUUUCGCCGACUGGAGCGACUAGAGAAAGUGGCCGCAGAAACGACGUGGCCACAGUGGAGUUCGCUUUGGCCUCAGACCCCACGAGACAAGCGCAAGUGUGCCUCGGUAGCGGUCGCGGCCGGCCUCUCGGCAGUGCAAAGAGGCACAGAUUUGCUGCUAUGUUUGCAAAAGCUUUAUGCGACUAUUACUCACUCAGGUGCCUUUCUGUUGCUUUCCCUGCUCUUGCUGGGCUCCCUUCACGAGUGCUUCAUGAUGCACGAGCAGUUAGAGGCCAUGGCCAUGGAGGUGAAUAGUGAAGAGAUGGCGACGCGCAUGGCGCAAGAGCAAGUGGACAGGAGAACGUCGAUCAGUGUCGAGGCCCGGCUGCAGCAGUUGCGAGACCCUUUCGGAGGCCAAGAUGGCCAACAGAGCACAGCAGAGCAGUCGUCUUAUUCCAGCACCGGUUCGGCGGCGCACUCGCAGAAGUCGGGUCCUACAGACGCACUCGCAGAAGUCGGAGGUCGCCGGUUGACGCCGCCACCGGGUGGCACCGGGGCAAACGGCGGUUCAGGAGUCAAGGUGAAAAGAGCUGCAGAUGGAUCGCCGCUGCCUUGGCGCUCCAGUGCUGCCACCGGGCCGCCGAACCCCGUGCCGUUCCGUUCACUCCGCACCGCGGCGGCCGAACGAGCGGCCAGACCGGCCGCUGCAAUGGGCUCUGGGGGUGGCAGUCGGAGGCUCCAGACGCCUGCGCCGUUGGGCGAGCCCGCGCCCGCGCAGCACCCACAUGCGCGGGACCCGCCACGGGGCUCCUCGGACGGUGCCGCUGGCGAUGACCUAUUGACGAUGCAGAAGGCAAAGAUCCUUUUUUGCAUCCUGGCCCGCGGCAGCGACUCCAAAGAUGCCUGGCCAAAGUCGCCACGAGGCGCUGCCCACUUCGGAAACACGCGGGAUGACGUCGCCCGUUCCUUGAUCACCGCACUGUCGCCGGAGGAGAACCCCUCAGGCGAUGCCGCGGUGGUGCUGAUUUUCGAAAAUACUCGAAGGACACCCAGCAAGAAUUGGUGGGUUUUACAGCCAGAGUUCCUUGAAGACUUGCCGGUCCUCACCGAGUACACGGUGCUGCGGCGAUGCCAAGAGCUGGCGGAGUUCGCCUUUGCGCAGGACUUCAAGGGCCAAGCCUUGGGCCCUCCUCCACCCAGGCCUCCUGGUGCUUUCCUCCUCCAACAGCAAGGCCUCGAAGCCACGGCCUUGCACUUCUUGCACUCUUUGGGGCCUUUGGGUGGGGCCUUGGUGCUUUUGGACGAGACCUUCCCCUGUUUGCCGGUCGCGGAUCGAGCGCGUGCCGGUGCCACAGGCCCUGAUGAAGAACCUCAUCGCGUGGUGUUCUUGUUGGGAUUGAGGGAGCCAUUGAGCGCGCAGCAGAUCGACGCCUUCACCGGUGCGGCAGCCCAGGCUGCCUGGAAGAUUCAACGGCGGAGCUUGGGCUGGGUUGGCGAGUUCACCUCAAAGGUCAUCGCCCGGCUGCAGGUUCUUCAUGGCUUUGGCCAACUGUUACCAGCACUGAGCUGGCCGCAGGAGGAGGAGCAAUUCACCUCUGCCCUGGGCUGGCCUUGCCCUCGCAGUCGACCGGGAGGUCUCUUCGCGCGGGAUGGGCCGUUGCUGCACUUCGUGCUGCCGGCAGACAUGAGGCUGGAGGACUUGACACCGGAUCCCUGCAGCCCCUUUGCAGGCGCCUGCAGCCGCAUCGCCCGCUGCUGCAUCGCAGGCCUUUGGCGGGCGCAUCAUGCUUGGGAUCGCUGCCGGCUUUCCUUUGCCUUUCGUGACGCCGUGGUCACGGUCAACCGGCGAUUCAAAGGACGCUUUCGCAUGAAGCGGCAGAUGGAGUACCACAUCCUGCGGGAGCUUCAGCAGCUGGUGGAGGACGCCCUGCAGAGUGAACGUCGUCUAGGGCGUCACGCAGUGGCCGUGAGGGCAGCCCGGAGGGUCCAGCUGAUUGAUGAUGAUGGCCCGAACUUGCUGUACAGGAGCGACGCGGUGGUGGAGUUGCAUUUGGAUCAUGAUCCCAGUGCCCUUGAGGAGCCUCCAGGCUGUGCACGGGAGCUGGCCGAAGAUCUUCUCGAGGCCUUGUGGCGCCCAGAGUUUCCAGAAGACGAUCGCCCUCCCAGCUGCAUGGUCCUCCUGUGCUUCCUCUCCACCUCCAACCCCUGGCACCACGCCCCGUCCUCGUCGACGUCCUCCUCACGCGCGCGGUUGCGCUGUGGACCCUUCUCAGCGUUGACGGUGCUGCAGAGCGCCAUCUUGGGAGAGGAUGGUUCUGGAAAGGAAUUGCUCUCCCAGCUGCUGCUACCAGUCAAAGAGUCGAUAAAAGUCGAAGUCAAAGAGUUGAAGUCGAAGUGCUCGGUUCUUGUCAAGGAAUCUUGA
Messenger RNA from Durusdinium trenchii, 2643 nucleotides. The record is from the annotation of a GenBank genome assembly. Lineage: Eukaryota; Dinophyceae; Suessiales; Symbiodiniaceae.